ACAACAUGAAGCUUGCUAUCAGUUCUCUGGAGUCUUGAAGUCGAGGAGCAGUUUUGUUUAAUUCUACACGCCUAUACACAUUUUUUGACAAUGAUGUUCCUGAUUUUCUCGGCUAUCAUUCUGGCUGCUGCCGCCCAAGAAAUGUAUGUGGAGCCUUAUGAAGGUUACCCCGAGUGGUACAUUAGCAGCCCUCAGAGACACCGCCGUGACGUCACGUUGGACCGCAAGAUGGGUGACGGACGAGUGUACGGAACUCUUGGACAGAACGACAAUGGACUCUUUGGUAAAGCUGGCUACGACCACCAGAUCUUCAAUGACGGCCGGGGUAAGCUGACCGGGGGUGUGUCGGGAACCCGCGUGUUGGGCCCAUACGGCGACUCCUCCCACCUGGGCGGAGGACUCAACUGGCAGAACUCUAACGCCGCCGCCUCCCUGGACGUCAGCAAGCAGAUACAUGGACCUACCUCGUGGAACGCGGGUGCUGGCGGCAGGUGGCCAGUCGGUAAGAACGGUGACUUCUCUCUCCAGGGCACCUAUGGCAAGACUUCCGGCAUGAGGCCCCAGUUUGGAGGCAUGGGCAACUUCAACUACAGAUUUUAGAACAAGUAUUGAUAGAAUAGUGUAAGAUUUUUAAUGUGAUACCAGUAGGCUCUUAUUUUUUAGACUGCAUAUUCUGCUUUUUUAGAUCUCGAAUCUGAAUCUUGCCAUUAAUCGUUAAGUGCCAUUAAACUCUUGUAAAUAGUGAUUGUAAAUAGCAUAAGUGUUAGAAAUAAAAAUUACAAACUACUUA
Molecule: messenger RNA, 790 nt
Organism: Aricia agestis (brown argus)
Lineage: Eukaryota; Metazoa; Arthropoda; Insecta; Lepidoptera; Lycaenidae
Product: gloverin-like
Exons: 5
Coding region: 91-600 (169 amino acids)
Source: RefSeq, a predicted model, not a curated record